Molecule: messenger RNA, 369 nt
Organism: Entrophospora candida
Lineage: Eukaryota; Fungi; Glomeromycota; Glomeromycetes; Entrophosporales; Entrophosporaceae
Source: the annotation of a GenBank genome assembly
GCCUUAUCAACGAGCACAGAAAUGUUUGGCAUACCUUUAAAAUACAUCAGUUUAUUAACUCUGUGCAUUCAGAAUAGCACACUUGUUACUAUAAUGAGAUGUUCUAGACUUGGACAGGACAAGGAUGCAUUAUAUUUCACUUCCGCAGCUGUAUUUCUAUCAGAACUAUCAAAGUUUCUUAUAUGUCUUUACUAUGCAAUAAAAGAUCAAAAAAUAAGAAAAGGUUACCGGAGUCCAAGAGAACUUUUCAAUGAGAUUUUUGCUCAUGAUGCAUGGAAAUUGGUUGUGCCAGCCGUUUUGUACACUAUUCAAAAUAAUCUACAAUACAUAGUUGUAGAUUUAUUAGAUGCUGGAACUUUUUUCAAGUAA